Salarias fasciatus (jewelled blenny) is the source of this 1668-nucleotide messenger RNA. Its product is annotated as serine/threonine-protein phosphatase 4 regulatory subunit 4-like. The record is from RefSeq and is a predicted model, not a curated record. Bases 588 to 1538 code for a protein of 316 amino acids. Gene Ontology annotation, molecular function: protein phosphatase regulator activity. The transcript is spliced from 10 exons. Gene Ontology annotation, cellular component: cytosol; protein serine/threonine phosphatase complex. Lineage: Eukaryota; Metazoa; Chordata; Actinopteri; Blenniiformes; Blenniidae.
CUGCAGAGCUCGAGGCUCCAGCAUCCGGCUGACGGCCGCUGCCGAAGUCCAGGACGAGGCUCACUCGCCUGGGAUUUACUGAGUUUCCGGCUCUGGCGGCCCCCGCGAACAUCCAGCGGCGGGAUCCCCGCUAAAAGCCGCAUUUCUCGGCCGCAGUCCGCAGCGUGGAGUCGCAGCGGCGGCGCGCGGACCGGCCUGCUCUCACUUCCGCACUGCCGAACCGCACGUCUGUGGUGUCGCACAUUCCACCGAAAAUCACGGAUUGUCAAGGGGCACGUGCCGCUCAGGGGACCCGCUGUAGGCCGAACUGGAGACCGGACCAAGCCUGUCCGGAACCUCUGUGGCUGAGCGCCCGACCGCUCCUCGCCGCGCGGGAAAGAGCGCGUGAACCUUAUUUGUGCGGUAUUUUGAACGGAGUCUGGUGUGACGCGGCGGACUGAUCGGACCGGGAUCUCCUUGGAAACGGUUAGUGACACCGCGCGCCCCCACCCGCCGCCCCCUCUUCUCUUCAGGGAUGCUCAGUCCUGAGAUCCGCAGCCUGCGCUCCCACUAGCUCCAGCACGGCGCGCACCGGCUCCCGUGAGCAGAUGUAUCCGGGCAGGAUGGCUCUGAACCCGGCCGGCCUGUGGCGCGGCCCGCCGGAGGAGCCGGACGAGCUGGAGCUGCUGGAGGCGCUGGCCUUCACCGAGACCCCCAUCCGCAGGAGCCUGAAGACUGCUGAGGAGAUGGACCAGCUGACUGUGGACGAGGACCUGAACGACAUGGACAGAGCCGUCCAGCUGCUCAGUGGCCAGGAGGUGCAGCGGCUCAGCGUUCUAGGGAACCUUCCCGGUCUGGUCCGCCAGAAUCCGGCAGAGACAUUCCGCCGGGUGGUCCCGAAGGUCCGGGAGGUCCUGAACGGGGGAGGGGCCGAGAUCCAGCUCACCGCCGCCGCCUCGUUCUCCAGCAUCCUGCAGGACGACAUCAUCCUGAUCCACACACACACCUUCUGCAUCCUGAGGACCGUCCUGCUGCAGCUGGGACGCCUGGACGCACACCUGGACGCACAGCUGGACGCACAGCUGGACACACACCUGAGACACCAGGACACAGUGGUGUUCAAUGCGUGGUUGGAGACCCUGCUGUUGGCCAUCAAUGCUUUACCCAAAGAGACCAUCAAACAGGAGGUGCUGAGUCCUCUCCUCUAUCACUCUCAGACGUCUCACUCUCUUCAGUCUCGUCUGGCCAGUUGUCGGAUUUUAGGAAAAGUCGCCUCGAAGUUCGAGUCACACAUGGUGAAGCAGGAGCUCCUCCCAUUGGCUCGUUCUUUGUGUCGCGAUUCGGAGUCGGAGGUUCGAGCUUUAAUGUGUCGUCAGCUGGAGAGUCUGGCCCGGGUGUCGGGGGCGGAGGACGUCCUGGCGGAGCUCCUCCAGGAGGUGGUGCUGCUCUCAGAGACCAGGAGACCAGCGUCCGGCCUGGCGGCCUCUCGACACCCUGGUGGAGCUGCUGGAGCUGCCUGGAGGCAGAUGCGUGGCAGCAUGUUCUGGUUCCUCUGCUGAUGUCGGUCUGUGCACUCCUCCACCCUGGUGGAGGAACGCCCUUCGCUCCGUCACUGUCCUUCGGGUUUGGAAGAUCUGCCCGCGGGCUGGCAGGCUGCCUGUCGGAGGACCAGCGGUUCUGCCUCCUGCA